GGCCAAAAUUGACUCUCUGGCUUCCAAUAUGAUAACCACACUAGGCGUUCACAGCAACAUGCUCGGAAAGACAGCUUUGAUUGUAGUCGAUGUUCAAAAUGACUUUAUGGAAACGGGAUCGCUUCCGGUUCCUUCGGCGUCCGAGAUCUUGCCUGUAGUCAAUCAGCUUAUAAAUGGCAUCAAAGACCGCGGAGGGCUUGUGGUCGCCACUAAGGACUGGCAUCCACCAAAUCAUAUCAGCUUCGCGUCCAACACACCAAAUGGUAAAGUCUUCGAGACGAAGACGAUGGAGUAUGAAGGGGAAACGUUUGCGCAGCAACUUUGGCCAGAUCACUGUGUGCAAAACAGCAAAGGAGCGGAAUUCACAGACGGGCUGGAGACGACCAAGUUUGACAUCACUGUUCUAAAGGGCUCCAACCAAAACGUCGACUCUUACAGUGGAUUCGCCGACAACAAGUACUUUGAAAUUACGGAGCUAGCAAAGCAUUUAUUUACAAGGCAAAUUGAAACUGUUAUCGUAGUUGGCUUAGCAGCGGAUUAUUGCGUCAAAGAAACUGCAUUGGAUGCCCGUAAAUUUGGGUUCCGGACCAUCUUAGUAAAAGAAGGAACCAGAGGUGUUGUUCCAGACAAUUUCGACAGCUGUAUGGAUGAUUUACGUUCAAAGGGUGUUCAAGUUACUAGCAUCCAAGACCAAGAAUUCACCACCGAAUUCCUAUUUUAAUACCCCUUGACUACGUCAGUCCUCGUCCGCUAGUUCGUCUACUUCACCAUCAGAAUGUUCUAUUCCAUUAUCUUCGUAUUCUUCUUCCUCUUCUUCCUCGUCGUCUCCGAAUACAUCUUCAUAUUCUUCAAUUCCGUCCAAUUCCAAGUCGUCUUCAAAGUCUAU
Umbelopsis ramanniana AG is the source of this 886-nucleotide messenger RNA. RefSeq lists its product as uncharacterized. The coding region runs from base 29 to 721 and encodes 230 amino acids. The transcript has 5 exons. Lineage: Eukaryota; Fungi; Mucoromycota; Umbelopsidomycetes; Umbelopsidales; Umbelopsidaceae. The record is from RefSeq and is a predicted model, not a curated record.